GUCGUGGAUGGACGCUUGUUCCCCCUCUCCCUCAAUGUUACGAAACUUAUCCGACAGUUCGAUUUUAAAUUCUAAGUUCUUAAUUUAAAUUCAUUUUUUUUCUGCGUGGCCGGUGUUGACUGUUAAAGUUUUUAGUGUACUUUUUUAUUGUUUAUACUGUGAUUUAGCAAGAUAGGUGCUCAAGGAAGCUCAUUGACUGGUCGAAAUGGUUUAUUCGGAGUGAAUGUACCUAUGCAACGGUAGUGAUCUGAAUUGGACAUUAUGCUAUUAUCAUAUCAAGAGAUUGUUAGGCAUCCUGAUGCCAUUUUAUGAUGACAUGGCCGCGGAUCCGAGUAUGAAUUUCACCUUCAAUGCAUCAGCGAAAUGGCUAAUCGAGGCUUCCCUCGGCGUUGAAAACCCCAACACGCUCUUGGACAAAUUCUCACAGAACAGGAAGGUCGAUGACCCGACUCGAUCCCUGCUCCUCACGUUUUAUGGCAUCCUGGUAGUCAUCGGCGCUGUUGGGAAUGCCCUCGUUGUGCUAUCUGUGGUCAAAAAGCCAGCCAUGCGAACGGCCCGCAACAUGUUCAUAGUGAACCUAGCGGUGUCCGACACGCUGGUCUGCUGUGUCGGCACUCCGCUGACCCUCAUGGAGCUGCUGACGAAGCACUGGCCACUUCCCGACUGGCCCAGCCUGUGUAAAGCAUGUGGAGCAAUACAGGCCAUAUCCAUAUUUGUCUCCACUAUAUCAAUCACUGCUAUUGCCUUGGAUCGCUACCAGCUGAUCGUGUAUCCAACCCGACCCGGCCUUCAAACAAUGGGAGCUCUCAUCACCAUGUUCUUCAUUUGGGUCACCGCCUUCACCCUCGCAUCUCCUCUCUAUAUCUUCAGAAGCCUCAAGACUCACAAAGUCGGCCUCAUUGGAAUGGACGUCCUCAGUUUCUGCAUAGAAGACUGGCCCAUCUCCAAUGGUCGAGCUAUCUACUCUCUAUUUAGUUUAAUAUUCCAAUACGUUCUUCCCGUACUAGUAGUUGUUAUGGCACACGUACAAAUACACAGAAGAUUACGUGGUAGACGAAGAACCACUAGAAAAACACCAGCUAUUCUUAUAGCGAUAGCUGUUACGUAUGUUAUAAGUUGGAUGCCUUUGAAUGUGUUCAACCUGGUGGCCGACUUCAGUGAGGACGCUAUCCUGGAUGAGAAGACGUUGACGAUAACGUAUGCUGUAUGCCAUAUGUUUGGAAUGUCCAGCGCUGUCUCCAACCCUCUCCUAUACGGGUGGUUGAAUGACAACUUCAGGAAGGAGUUCGAAGAAAUCCUGUGCUGUGGUCGAAAGAAAGGGCAGAAGAAUGAGAAAUUUAGAACUAAGAACAAAAAGAUGGAUACAGAAUUAACAGCUUUAGCGCAGAUUGAGCAUACAGUAACCGCGAACACAAAAACAUCACAGUGCUCCCAAAUUUUCUGACUAAAAACCUGCUUCAAAUAGCAUGAUACGAGUGUCGAGAUGCAACACUUAUGAACUCGAGUCAAUUGAAAUGACAUUUUGUAUAGUGUAUUAUAAAGUUCCUUUUGUAUUGUUAACGCCUAUUGUAAUUAUUACGUUACUAUUAUUGUAAAUGAGUGUCUUCUGUAUGUAAAUAAUUGUAUUGUCUUAUUUUAAUUGCAAAGCAAUAUACGUUUUUAUGAGCCCAAAACGUAAAUUGCUGCGAUUCUUAUAGAGUUAAUAAAUUUAUUAUUGUAAUUUAAUUACGAGAUUAAAGUUGCAAACUGAA
Molecule: messenger RNA, 1751 nt
Organism: Colias croceus (clouded yellow)
Lineage: Eukaryota; Metazoa; Arthropoda; Insecta; Lepidoptera; Pieridae
Gene: NPFR
Product: neuropeptide F receptor
Exons: 4
Coding region: 224-1444 (406 amino acids)
Biological process (GO): G protein-coupled receptor signaling pathway
Cellular component (GO): membrane
Molecular function (GO): neuropeptide Y receptor activity
Source: RefSeq, a predicted model, not a curated record